AGAAAGAACAGUAAAAAUGCAGGCAGGGCACAGGACAAAGCACUAGGGACAAAAUUGAAUUUAGUGAAUGUCACGUCUACAAUUUUAAAAUUUCCCGCCAGUUCCGUCCCCGUACGUCCUGACGUCGCAGGGAACAGAACCCGGAAGACAGAUGCUGGCAUCAGUCGGAAGACAUUGCCGGGGACACUGCAAGGGAGCGCAGGACAAGGUAAGUGAAGAAGAGAUCCCGGAGCAGCGUUGCAUGGUAAGCCCGAGUGUAGCUCGGGGUUACCACUUGUGGU
This is a messenger RNA of Staurois parvus, 281 nucleotides long. The record is from the annotation of a GenBank genome assembly. Lineage: Eukaryota; Metazoa; Chordata; Amphibia; Anura; Ranidae.